AUGUUCAAUUUGAUGGCAAGCUUCAUUACGAACGAGUUAAAUGUAGAAAAGUUACGGUGGCAUUAUAGUGAGAAAGGUCAUGGCAAGGGAGCUCCAGAUGGAGUAGGGGGAGUCUUAAAGCGCACAGCUGAUGCUAUGGUGGCUCGAGGAAUGGACAUAUCUAACCUACAAUCUUUUUUGUUCCAUUUGAAAGCAAACUGUAAAGGUCUCAUUCUCUCUGAAGUUCAGAUAGAUGAUGCAGAGCUUGACAAAAUUGAAAAGACGAUACCUAAAAUACUGCCACCGUAUACCGGAAUUUUACAGUGCCAUGAGGUUGUUUGGGUGAAACCACAUACGUUCCUAGAUAUUCGAAAGCUCACCUGUCUCAGCUGCUCUCCAUCCAAAGCACAACUUAUAUGCGACCAAGAUUUGAAAAUUAUCAGUAUGUUUGCCGGCUAUCCGGACUCUGUAUAUGAUGCUAAGUGUUUUACACCUUUGAAUGGCCAGUUCAGUUUGAUAUUUGGGGCUAACUUAGAUUUGGCAGAGUGUGAUCCUUCGCAGUUUAUACACGUUAUGGGGAGUUCACAAGGAUUACCUACAUGCAUUGCUUUGCCACAUACACAUAACUGUUCACUUGAGCACGCUGCAGCAGCGUGUCCGAAGCGUUGA
Acanthoscelides obtectus is the source of this 648-nucleotide messenger RNA. The record is from the annotation of a GenBank genome assembly. NCBI's taxonomy places the organism in Eukaryota, Metazoa, Arthropoda, Insecta, Coleoptera, Chrysomelidae.